AUGCUAUUUGCUCAAAUUGCAGUCACUGCUCUUUUGAGUGUCACAGGAGCCUUAGGGUUGACUUUGAAACAACCUCACGUUGCAUUCCUCUCCUCUGAGAAGAGGCCAGUUGCAUUAAGCCCGGUAUCCCAAAAUUACGAAAAGGCUGUGAGGCCAUUGGUAAUUGAUCGCGCGAACGAAACCUUGGAAUUCAGUUUCUCGCUUGAAACUGAGAAUCGUCCCGAACAAGCGGUUUUUCUUCUGGGUUCCGUACCUCGUAGCGCAGAGAUCAGUUUCGAGCCAAUAAUAAAAACGCAACAAAAUGGGUUCACUUACAGGUUCAAGGUCCCCGUUGAAAAGCUUCCCGAGCCAUUGCUGUAUCUGGCUCUAGAGUCACAGGAGCUUUUGACGGCUACGCUGGUUUUGGCCAAUACAAACGGUGGCUCCGACAACUUAUUUGUGGAGCUAUUCGACUUGAAGUUGGAUUUCGAAGCUGGAAAGGAGUUGUCAUGGCCAGCGAGACUGGAAUCUCAGCCGGAAAUUACGCAUCUUUUCAAGGGCACUCCCAAAACUGCGCCAGCAUGGAUAACCAGUUCCACGAGUAUGGUUGUGGGCGCGUGUUUUGCAGUGCUCCUUGUUGCGUGGAUGUCAAUGGGAAUGUUUUCGGCCGUGAGCCUGCCUCUCUCUAGCUCUAAAACACUUUACGUGCUGGCAUUCAUUGCAUGUAUUGUAGGCAUGGAGUAUGUUUUCGUCCAGUAUUACCUGGGAGCUAGCAUUUUUGUCACGCUGGAGCACGCAUUCUACGUUUGCUUGGGCGGUCUUUUUUCCGGGGCCAAGCUUUUGCAGUCCUUUUCUCAGUGA
Molecule: messenger RNA, 840 nt
Organism: Lachancea meyersii CBS 8951
Lineage: Eukaryota; Fungi; Ascomycota; Saccharomycetes; Saccharomycetales; Saccharomycetaceae
Source: the annotation of a GenBank genome assembly